AUGUCGACUCCGGAAAAGUGCCACGUUGGAGAGGCAGACGUUGUGGAUGCAAAGCGCCACCAACAUGUCCGGACGAAAGACGAAAUAUCCUCGGAUCAGAGGAAAGCCGAGGCGCGGGUCAGGCGCAAGGUAGACUGGCGUUUGAUCCCUAUCCUGGGCAUCUUGUACUCCAUCGCGGGCCUGGACCGCGUCAAUCUCUCCAAUGCCCGCGUAGCCGGCAUGAAUGAAGACCUUCGUUUUGACAUUGGCGACCGAUACUCCAUCGCACUUCUCGUCUUUUUCAUCACCUACUUUCUCUUUGAGCUUCCCACAACUUUGAUCCUCAGACCUAUUGGGCCUAAGGUUCUUCUCAAUGGCCUGGUCUUCAGCUGGGGUACCGUGAUGCUAGGCAUGGGAUUCGCCAAUGAUUGGAGGGUCAUCGUGGUAUGUAGGAUGCUGAUCGGUAUUGCGGAAGCUGGGUUCCUCCCAUGCUGCAUGUACCUGCUCAGUAGUUGGUAUCAGCGAUAUGAAGUCCAACAAAGAAUCGAGGGUUCUUUGACCGUGGGUUUCGCCUUCAUCGGCUAUGCUUUCACCCUUCCUUUUCCCGAUCAAUUGCUGGCCUCGGGAAAGCGCACUGGGUUCACCCAGGAAGAGAUCGAACUCAUCCUCGACCGAGUUGAGCGAGAUCGAGGAGACGCAGAACCAGACCCUUUGACUUGGCAAAAGGUCCAAAAGUUGGUGAUGCGAUGGGAGUUGUGGGUAUACGGUUUCAUGUUUCUCUGCUGCUCGGCGCCGAUAUACGCGUUCGCAUACUUCAUUCAGAUCAUCCUAACGACCCUGGGCUACUCAACAGCCGUCGUGUUCCUCCUAUGCGCCCCUCCGUACCUCUUCAGCAUCAUAUGGACUCUGCUCGUGGCGUACUUUGCGGAUAAGACGCGGCUGCGGAUGCCGUGGAUGGUGCUCAACGCGGCCAUUACUUUGACAGGGCUUCUUCUCACGGCGUAUCAUUCAAACAACGCCGUUCGAUAUUUCGGUGUGUUUUUGGGCGUAUCUGGCUGCAACGGCAACCUGCCGACGAUCAUCGCCUUUCAAUCCAAUAACGUCCGAUCCGACAGCCGCCGGUCGGUAGCCAGUGGGGUGCAGAUGCUGUUUGCAGCAAUUGGUGGUAUUUAUGCGUCGUGUACUUUUAUGCAGCAAGAGUAUCCGACUUACAGGACCGGAGUCUGGUGCUCGGUCGCGACGCAGUUUCUGUUGAUGUUGUUGGUCGGGCUGAUGUGGUGGUGGUUCCGGAGGCAGAACAGGAAAGCCGACGUCGACCGGAUUCCUAUCCAAGACGAUCCGGUCUUCCGAUACACCUUCUGA
Molecule: messenger RNA, 1341 nt
Organism: Colletotrichum karsti
Lineage: Eukaryota; Fungi; Ascomycota; Sordariomycetes; Glomerellales; Glomerellaceae
Product: putative phthalate transporter protein
Exons: 4
Coding region: 1-1341 (446 amino acids)
Biological process (GO): transmembrane transport
Cellular component (GO): membrane
Molecular function (GO): transmembrane transporter activity
Source: RefSeq, a predicted model, not a curated record